GGUCAACCUGCAUCAUCAAGCUACCACUACAAGCUGAACGACUUCUUGACAAAAUGGCGAACGGCUGGAGCAUUCUCAUCGGUUUCGUUGUAGUCGCCCUGGCUUGUGCAGCGGGAUGGUUCCUUUCACCUAAGGGCGAAACACAGACAAUCUGGCGAAGCUCUCUGAUCCUCUCUUUCGCAAGUUGCUAUCUUAUGUGGGUCAUUACCUUCUUAGCACAAUGGCAUCCCCUCAUCGAGCCUCGAGCCUCCGGCCUCAGAAGUCACGCAGUAUACGAGAACUAUCGCCCUGCUUGAAAAAGGAAGAUUGGAGUCGAUGAAAGAGCUGCAUGGAUGUAUAUUUCUGGCGUUAAGAGAUUGGGGAUUCGGAACAGGCUUCACAUGCCGUGUAUUUGAUAUCGAAUGGGAAGAUUAGGCUUGCAUGACGGAGAGCAAUUGCUGAAACAUAAUGGAUACCAUACAAUACCUGGCAGAUGAGAUUUUCACACUUGAAGGAAAGUGACUUGUGAACAACUUGGCACAUUGCUAUCA
This is a messenger RNA of Mollisia scopiformis, 530 nucleotides long. RefSeq lists its product as uncharacterized. Gene Ontology annotation, cellular component: vacuolar proton-transporting V-type ATPase, V0 domain. Gene Ontology annotation, biological process: proton transmembrane transport; vacuolar acidification. The transcript is spliced from 4 exons. Lineage: Eukaryota; Fungi; Ascomycota; Leotiomycetes; Helotiales; Mollisiaceae. Gene Ontology annotation, molecular function: proton-transporting ATPase activity, rotational mechanism. The coding region runs from base 54 to 296 and encodes 80 amino acids. The record is from RefSeq and is a predicted model, not a curated record.